Molecule: messenger RNA, 714 nt
Organism: Striga hermonthica
Lineage: Eukaryota; Viridiplantae; Streptophyta; Magnoliopsida; Lamiales; Orobanchaceae
Source: the annotation of a GenBank genome assembly
AUGUCAUCUCUUAGCAAGAUUUCUUCUCCUAGUCAAAGCAUGGAGCCAUCUGAUAAUAGGAAAAGACCCACGGGUUCACGCCUGACUCCAAUAGCGUGCCGUGUGUGUAAUGAAGUUUUCUUUAACAAUGUGAGCCUCAUCCUACACUUUGAGUCUCACGUCAAAGAUGAGGUGUCAAUGGCCAGUUUAGACCUGACUUUUCUGCAAAGUGGCAGGCAUUCAUCUUUGAAUCCACCACCAUUUUCCUCUUCCGUUGAGCAAACGGGCAACCCUCAUUGUGAACCAAGGCCUCAUUCUGUUUCCUCAGCAUCAACACUAAAUGCUUUGCAACCAGAUGGAACCCUUGUUGAUAUACCAGUUCUGAAUCCCAUGCUGCCAAUAGACCCAUCUCUUGACGGGCAAAUUAAUGGGGAGAAUAUAUCAAAAACACUCCAUCAUUCGACCAGAAUCCACCGUAGGGUUAUCCCAUCAGCAUCAUCCUACCCGUUAAUAUAUUCUCAAGUAGGUAUGGGGAGCUUUGGUCCUCCUGGCUCCAAAUCUUUGCUGCUUCCGUUACAGUUUAGGGGGAAAAUUGGGGGACAAGGGCAGCUGUUAGUUUAUAAGAAUCCCCACCUGAAGCAGCUGGAGAAUCCCAUCCCAGAGGUUAUUGUCAUAAGUGAUGAUGAGGAAGAUGAGAACAAGAGUGCUGAGAUAGACCUGACGUUGAAGCUUUGA